Molecule: messenger RNA, 3785 nt
Organism: Notolabrus celidotus (New Zealand spotty)
Lineage: Eukaryota; Metazoa; Chordata; Actinopteri; Labriformes; Labridae
Product: zinc finger and BTB domain-containing protein 7C
Exons: 4
Coding region: 442-2469 (675 amino acids)
Biological process (GO): regulation of transcription by RNA polymerase II
Molecular function (GO): protein binding; RNA polymerase II cis-regulatory region sequence-specific DNA binding; DNA-binding transcription factor activity, RNA polymerase II-specific
Source: RefSeq, a predicted model, not a curated record
GCAGUGCUGCUGCCCUCCCUCCCUUCCUCCUCUCGCUCUCUCUCACUCGUCCUACAUGAGCCACACACAACAGUGAGCCUGACUCUUUAACUCCACACUCGGCUGCACAGACAGACCCAAGAAUCACACUCUGCUCUCCUCUGGUGUGCUUCUCAAGCUUCCCUCCAUUGGAUAUUUCUCCCUGGGUGUUUCUUUUUAUUUAUAUAUUUUUGAUUUUUUUGUGAAUGGGCAUCAGUAGCCGGUGUGCGGAGCUUGUGAAUGGACUGACUGCCCCGGCUGACUGACUGACUGAUUGACAGGCUGGCAAAGAGAGAGGUGUUUGAGUUAAAAAGGGCAAUGCAGAGAGGUCAAGCGAGGAGCAGCGGAGCCUCUUAGUAGCCUGGAAAUACAAAAGACACGUGAGGCGAUUCGAGAAGCUCAAGAUAACCAAAAGAGAAGAGAAUGGUGCAUCACAGAGAAGAGGACCUGAUCGGGAUCCCCUUCCCAAACCACAGCAGUGAUGUCCUCUGCAGCCUCAACGAGCAGCGUCGUGACGGGCUGCUCUGCGAUGUCAUCCUCAUCGUUCGUGACCAGGAGUACCGCACUCACCGCUCAGUGCUGGCAGCCUGCAGCCAGUACUUCAAGAAGCUCUUCACAGUGGCCACCACUGACAGUGGAGACCACCAUCACACAGCAGCUGUGUACGAAAUCGACUUUGUUGCUCCAGAGUGUCUCACUGCCAUCCUGGAGUUUGCCUACACUUCCACCCUGACAGUGACGGCGUCCAACGUUAAAGAGAUCCUGAACGCAGCGCAGAUGCUGGAGAUCCCUUGUAUCAUCAACGUCUGCCUGGAGAUCAUGGACAGCGGGGGUGGAGGUGGUGAAGGAGGCGGAGGAGGGACGAUGGAGGAGGGGGAAGAAGAUGAAGAGGAGGAGGAAGACGCGGAGGAUGAUGAGGAAGAGGAAGAAGAGGAGGAGGAUGAAGAGGAGGAUGGUGGGUCAAGGAAGGAUGAGCAGGAGGAGGAGGACAAUGUCAGCGAAAGGUCGCUGCAGUCGUCGGAGAGCAGGGGGGCACGGACACCUCAUGGGACGGGGGACUCGUCUCCUCCGGGAACCUCCCAGUUCCAGCAGCAGUUUGAUCUCCACAGAGAGUCAUCCCAGAUGCAGUCUCCAGACACCAUGGGAGGAAAACAGGAGAGUAUGGAGAGUAGGGUGCUUAAGGAUUUCUCCAUUGAGUCCCUUCUCCAAGAGGGACUGUACCCUCGUAUGUCAACACUGGACAGGAGGGCCAACUUCUCUCCUCUCCUCCCAGGCUUCUACCCCUCCAUAUGGACCGCAGAGUUCCCGGCCUUCCCCAAGCAACUCCUAGACCCAAGUCAGCACCAGCAUCCUCAUGCAGGAUCAUCACUGCAAUCCAGACUCCCCAACACCUUCCCCACCUCUGCUCCACAUGAGGCCUCAAGGCCUCUGGAUCUAGCUGUGAAAAGAGAGGUCAUAAAAGAAGAGAUGAAAGAGGAAGUCCCUCUCAGUCUGUUACACGGAAAUUUCCUGAAGGAGUUUGCCAACUCAGGUCUGGGAAGCCCCAUAAGUGCUGGGUCAGCGCCGUCGGAAGGCCACGCUCUGGCUCCAAUUAAAGAUGAAGCCGACUUUCGGUCGUAUCUGAGUUUCCUGAGCUCCGCAUCCCAACUUGGGUCGCUGUUCCCCCCCUGGCAGAUGGAGGAGGAGAGGAAGAUGAAGCCCAAAGCAUCGCAGCAGUGUCCGAUCUGUAACAAGGUCAUCCAAGGGGCAGGGAAGCUGCCUCGACACAUGAGGACUCAUACGGGCGAGAAACCUUACAUGUGCACUAUCUGUGAAGUGCGGUUCACCAGACAAGACAAACUGAAGAUCCACAUGAGAAAGCACACAGGUGAGCGCCCGUAUAUCUGCCUCCACUGCAACUCCAAGUUUGUCCACAACUACGACCUGAAGAACCACCUGCGAAUCCACACAGGGGUCCGUCCAUACCAAUGUGAGCACUGCUACAAAAGUUUCACACGGUCCGACCACCUACAUCGACACAUCAAGAGGCAGAGCUGCCGCAUCUCCCGCCCUAGAAGGGGACGAAAGCCAGCCGCUUGGCGAACCACACCUACUAGCAACUUCCUGUGCCCCCCUGCUGCUGCCAACAACCGGUUUGAAGAGAACGGGUUAAGCUCGGCGUACCAGGGGGUAAAGAGCCACGGACUUGGGGAGAUGCUCGGUCUUUCGAACAGGGGCCUGGGUUUUAAGAGUGGGGACGGUGCAAGCAGGGAGAGCAGGGAGGAACGACGAGCAGAGGGGAAGCACAUCGCAGAGGAGGAGACGGCAGGAUCAGGGAGGCAGAGGGGAGUGUUUGCCUUCGCCCUGGCUGGAGAAGAAGUGCUUACCCGUUCUCCAUUUUACACUCCAACCUCAGACCCCUGGACCAUGAGACUGGAGCGUGCUCCACCUAUCCCUGAGCCGGCCAAAUGAACCACGGUUCGUAGAAGAAAAAAGGACUGGAAAGAGAGCAAGUUUAGUCUGCUCUGCUCUGGGACGCUAAAGCACCUUGUUAAAAAGUGAAAGAGAUCAAUGAACCUUUUACCGCCUGCUGAUGUGGCAGAAUUAAGGCCGUUUUUUUAUUUGUAUUUUUGUUAAACACAGUCAAAUUAAAUAAUUCACAGGUGUCAUGUUGAAUAGUUUCAGGCCUGUGGAUGUUUACAAUCUUUUAUAGCAUUUAAGAAGAAGCGAACAGUUCAACACUGCUAGUGAGGAUGUCAGAACAAUGUUAUGUAUGAACUGCUUUAUUUAUCUACACUUUUGUCUUUUAAUUCAGAAAGUUGAAAACCCUACAAUGUUGUCUGAUGCAAGAUAAAAUGAGGCUUUAAUAUUUCAAAUUAUACAUAUGCAAGACCAUAGAACUCAACACCCAGGGCAGUACCUGUUUGAAUUGUAACAAUGAAGAAUUAGUGACUAUUAUGAAUGUAAACAAAAUCUGUACGUGUACACGAACCAUCAAAAUGUGAUUGAUAAGUUGUUGAUUUUUUUAACAUUUCAGUUACGAAAAAAGAAGGGUAGUUCAGUAGACAUAUAAAAUAAUUAAAAGUUGAAUAAAUAAUUUAGCCAAUAUUCUAAUUUAGUGUUUACGUGUAAAAAAAGAUCCUCUUGAAAAACAUUAAGGAUUCUAACAGCAGGACAUAGUCUGGCACAUGUCCUGCAUAUACGUUUCAUUCUAACAUGGUUAUUUAAAUUAUAUUACAAAAGAAAUGUAACCCACUUGAAGUCUAAUAAAUCAGGAUUUUUGAUAAUGUGUUAUUUUCCUCUAGCGCCUUGUUCUGAUUUAAGCUCUUGUCUGCACUAUUGUACAUAAACUUUUUUGGCCAUGGUGGUGUUAAUUAUGGUUGCAAUGCUGAUGAUGUAAAACAAAGUUAUAUGAAUAUACGUAUAUAUUGCUCUUAAGAGACUUUGAGGCAUCCAUCCAAAGACAUGUACUUUGAUAUUUCUCAGACUUGAAUAAGACUUUGUUUUAAUGUUUUAUGAAUUUGUGUCUUCACAGGAUGUGUAUUUCUGGCUAACGAACUGCCGCUUUAGCUACUCAGUAUGCUUGUGUUUUUUCUGCUGCAUUGAAUCAAGUGGGCUGAAGCCCAGUUUUUUUCAUAUAAUGUUCAUCGCCUGAUUUGUGUAUAAAGAAGUUCAAAAAUGAUUUAAAUUGAAAUGGGAAAGUAUUUUCUUGCUAUUUAUGCGUAUUUAAAUGAAUGAGCCUUGGCUAUAUUUUGCAAAUCUGUUUUAUAAAGACACUAAAUGUUGAA